UCUCCCCUCCCAUUCCCCCUAACCCCCACCCUUCCUCCCUCCCUCACCCACUCUUUCCUGCCCCUUUGCUGGGGGACCUGCCUGAAUACCACCACCCUCCCUGCUCCCCCCGUUCCCUCGGCCUCCCCAGGCCCCGUCGGGGAACUUUGCGCCUCUGGACUCCAUUGCUUUGGUCAUUUUCACAAAGCCAGGCCGGUGGGGCAGGUCCAGCUGGCCUCCGGGACAUACGGAUGCCCAGGACCCCGGGCUAAUCGGCUGUGCCUUCCUCACUUACUGUGCCAGGGACUCUGCCAUCAAAGCUCAGACUGCUCUGCACGAACAGAAGACCUUGCCCGGGAUGGCACGGCCAAUCCAGGUGAAGCCUGCGGACAGCGAAAGUCGUGGAGGUAGGGACCGGAAGCUGUUUGUGGGGAUGCUGAACAAGCAGCAAUCAGAGGAGGACGUGCUGCGGCUGUUCCAGCCCUUCGGGGUCAUAGACGAGUGCACGGUGCUCCGGGGGCCUGAUGGCAGCAGCAAAGGCUGUGCCUUCGUGAAGUUCUCCUCCCACACGGAGGCUCAGGCGGCAAUCCACGCCCUCCAUGGCAGCCAGACCAUGCCGGGUGCCUCCUCCAGCCUGGUGGUCAAGUUUGCCGACACAGACAAGGAGCGAACACUACGGCGCAUGCAGCAGAUGGUGGGCCAGCUGGGCAUCCUGACACCGUCCCUCACCCUGCCCUUCAGCCCCUACAGUGCCUAUGCGCAGGCCCUCAUGCAGCAGCAGACAACGGUCCUGUCCACCUCAGGCAGCUACCUGAGCCCUGGCGUGGCCUUCUCACCCUGCCACAUCCAGCAGAUCGGCGCCGUCAGCCUUAAUGGGCUGCCUGCCACACCCAUCGCCCCUGCCUCUGGACUGCACUCGCCCCCACUGCUCAGCACUGCCGCCGUGCCCGGCCUCAUGGCUCCCAUCACCAACAGCUUUGCAGGUGUCGUGCCCUUCCCUGGCGGGCACCCUGCCCUAGAGACUGUAUAUGCCAAUGGCCUCAUGCCCUACCCAGCUCAGAGCCCGACCAUGGCUGAGACCCUCCAUCCUGCCUUCUCCGGAGUCCAGCAGUACACAGGUCCCGAAGGCUGUAACCUGUUUAUCUACCACCUCCCCCAGGAGUUUGGAGACACGGAGCUGACGCAGAUGUUCCUGCCCUUCGGCAAUAUCAUCUCCUCCAAGGUGUUUAUGGAUCGGGCCACCAACCAGAGCAAAUGUUUUGGACCCCACGAGCCAGGAAGCCGAGUGGAAGACGCCCACGUUGCCCACCAUCGCGGGUCCACCCCGGUCUCUGCAGGCUUCGUGAGCUUUGACAACCCAGCCAGCGCGCAGACUGCCAUCCAGGCCAUGAAUGGCUUUCAGAUUGGCAUGAAGAGGCUGAAAGUGCAGCUGAAGCGGCCCAAAGAUCCGGGACACCCCUACUGACCACGCCCACAGCCGCCCGGAGGCUGUGGGCUUGGCCCAGGUGAGCCGCCAGGCGGCCCCACCCGCCCCAACCCUGCCCCGGGUUUUCUGCACCCUCCCUAUUCCCCAAACCCUCUCCCGGCCUGGGGGUGGGAAUGGGGCCAGGGGGUGAGGUUGCUAAGGGGCCCCCAGGUUGGAUUGUAAGGGACGGAGCUGGAUGAAGACACUCCCAAUCCCUGUCGUGGGAGGGUAGGAUUGGGUUGGGGAAGUGGGGGAAGCCAGUGCUCACCAAGGGUGGUUCGAAUCCUUCCUGGAGAAGCUUUGAAGGAUAAAUAGAAAUUUGCCUGAGGGGCCAGGUUGGGAAUGGGGUGGGGAAUGUUGUGGGGAUGGGCUUCUCUCCUGUCCUAUGACUCCCAGCUGGGCCCCUCUCUCAGCUCCUCUAUUUGGUAUAGUUCAUACCCAAUGGGUUGAUGGGAAGGUGGGAUUUUGCCCCGCCCCCCAUGCCAGAAAAAAUGACCCCCCAAACAAAUCCCCAAGAGUGUAUUUUGAUUUGACAUCAGAGCAAACAAUUUUAUCAACUCAUUACCUUUUUUAGGGAAUGAAUAGUGAGCCUAAGGGAUCAAUGAGGAAACUAACUACUGACCUCAAGCUUCCGUGAGCCUCAUCUGUGAAAUGGGCUCAUAAAAACACCUCCCCUAGAGGCAGUAGGGAGGACUCACACAGGGGAUGCAUUGUUUUCCCAGUUGAGCCUGGGAUCCACCACCUGUAAAUUCUUGAUAAUUCCUAUUUUUUUUCUUUUUUAAUCACCAUUGCCGUCAUCAGAAAGCUUUGCCUGGGGUCUGGCGUAAAGUAGGUGCUCAGUCAGGGGAUGGUGGUAACUUUCAGACCCUGUCAGGUCAGCACCCACAGAUUUGAGGGUGUGCAGUCAGAGUCCUGCAUCUUGGAGCUCACAUUUGGAAACCUGCCACGUUUGGAAACCAACUCACAGGCAACCCACACACUUUUAACAUGCUGGGAUAGCACAUCUUUCCUGAGCACCUACUAUGUGCUAGGCACUGUUUCCAGUGUUUGGGGACACAGCUUCGCAUGAACAGAAACUUGGGGGUGGGCGGGGGGAGGGGAGAAACUGCCAUCCUGGUGCUCCAGUGGCAGGCAACAGGGGAGAGGAGACACAAAUGAACAGGAAUAUUUGUCCCAAGUUGCCAGAUAAGGACACGCACUUGGUUACCCUAACUCUGUUCCAAGCCAGGUUUGUCAGCCUCCAAACUCCAAAAUGGACUCUUUCCGAAAAGAUUAGGAAUCUUGGGGUUCUAGACCCCAGCCUGGCCAGGGCAAGGGGGUGGAUGGGAGGGGAGGUCCUUUGCCUUUGUGCCCAGCUCAGAGUUCCCUAACGCCCUCCCUUCUCCACCAGGUGAGGGGCCUUCCACCCCAGGAGGGUUUCCCCGCUUCCAACUGAUCCAGGACUUUUCCGUAAAUUACAACCGAGUUUGGACACCAGCCCUCCCUCUCCUCUCCUGUCUCCCCUGAGCCCCCUUCCCAAAAUGUGAAGCGCUGCCGGAGAGGGCAGGGGGCUGAGGAGCUUACCACUUCCUCCUGGGAGAUUUCCUGGCUCCUCACCCCCUACAACCUUGGUGGCUUCCCCAAACUAAAUCACCACUUUUUCUAUAUAUAUAUAUGCAUAUAUAUAGAGAGAGCUAUAGACAGUAUAUAUAUUUUUUGAGUGUAGAUCAUGGGACCAAACUUUUCUGACUUCCUUCCACCCAAGAGAAGGUGACCCUAGGCUGGUCACUCAGCAGGGACAUAAGAAGGGCUGAGGCUGGCCGGACAGCCCCGUGUCUCCUCACCUCCCGGCUGUAUCGUCAGACCAGGGUGCCAGAGAAGCACUGGGAGUCAUCAGCCAACCGAUAUACCUCCAGGACUUUUGGCCGCUGCCACCGACGAUUCUCUCGGGCCUAUGGGCUCAGCCGGCUUGAGUGUCCCUGGUCCUAGCUGCAGCUUCCGGGACCCCGAACUUCCCUCCCUUGUCCCAGGGCCCUGCCUUCCCCCGCACAAAAGAGAGCCCCUGGCCUCCCCCAGCCCUUUCCCCCCAGUCAUAGCCUUACUCAUGUGACCAAUAGCCCUUAGCUUUCCGUCAGGGGUAGAUGGGGCCGGUGGGAGCCCCUCUCCUCCUACCCCUCCCAAGGGCAGGCAGCCAGCCCUCCCUGCCUUCGGAUCACCAGCCUGGAAUUCACGGUCUCAUAACCAAGAUUGCCACGCUCGUUGGACAAGCCCAACCUGCACUGGCCAAGCACCCCUUUGCCGAAGAUACCUCUUCAAAGAAUUUUUUUUUAACGUUGAUCUUUCUGAGCAGGUACAAAGAAGAAAAGAGGAAAGAGAAGAAAAAUGGGGGUGGGGGGAAUCAAACAAUGGAUUUUUGUUUCCUAGCUGGGGCUGGGAGGGAGAUCCUGUGGGGUGCCUCUCUAUACCUACCCAAACCAUGAAAACCCACCUUGAAGCACAGAGUCAAGUUCGUUUGGUCGUCCAGUGGAGCCUAUUGCCAAACGAGGUACCAGAGAACUUAAUAAGCUCAAGAAAAAGAAUUUUUGGAAAAAAGAAAAACCCACAGCAUUCCCUUUUGUUUCUACCAAAAUGUGUUGACCAACCCAGAAAAAAAGAAAAGAAAAACACAUAGUAAAAAAAAAAAAAAAAAAAAAAGGGAAAAGAAAAAAAAAAUCUUCGGACCAACUUGUUUCGAUAUUCCAGAGUUUGAUAAUUGUUCAAAGACAUUCUCUAGUGUGCCUGUAUCCCGUGCGUCUGCGUGUGCAAGCGUGUGCUCAGGGGCCAAGAGGGGGCCUCAUCUGCGUCUCCGGUGCCCACCAAGCUCCCGCCAGGCCUGGCGUGCAGUGGUGUGUGUCCUGAUCCAUGUUUACUGGCUGUAAAUACCAUUUUUAUACUCCACACCGAAGAUCUACAUGAUUUGUACAAUGUACUUUAUUUCUGCUACUAGUAAUUUCAUGAAGUUUCAACUUGCAAACCAACUUUUGGAAACAAACCCACACACACACACACACACACACACACACACACACACACACAAG
Myotis brandtii (Brandt's bat) is the source of this 4500-nucleotide messenger RNA. It is a transcript of the gene CELF5, whose product is annotated as CUGBP, Elav-like family member 5. Gene Ontology annotation, molecular function: mRNA binding. NCBI's taxonomy places the organism in Eukaryota, Metazoa, Chordata, Mammalia, Chiroptera, Vespertilionidae. The record is from RefSeq and is a predicted model, not a curated record. The transcript has 11 exons. The coding region runs from base 338 to 1444 and encodes 368 amino acids. Gene Ontology annotation, cellular component: cytoplasm; nucleus; ribonucleoprotein complex. Gene Ontology annotation, biological process: mRNA splice site recognition; regulation of alternative mRNA splicing, via spliceosome.